Molecule: messenger RNA, 579 nt
Organism: Amoebophrya sp. A120
Lineage: Eukaryota; Dinophyceae; Syndiniales; Amoebophryaceae
Source: the annotation of a GenBank genome assembly
UUUUCGAAACUUUGGCGGGCCAGAUCGUCAAAAGCGAAGAGCCUCGUCCUGGGAGCUCAGCCUCCUCCUCGUCUGCCGCGACCCAUUCUCCGCUCGUUUCAUCAAUGCCGCCUGUGCACCUGAAGACCCUCAUGUGGGCGCUCUUCGAGGUUGUGCGAGGGCAGGGGGGCAAAGCACCCCUCCCGAAGUCGGGCCCGGUCCCUGCGUUCCCGCUGGCGCCAUGUGGGGCUACAACUUACCGCCCGCAAUGUCUGGGUCUAACAGGUUGCAAGGCUAUAGCUACCUCGCGCAUGCUUUGCCUGGCCGAUAAUGGUGCGUGAGCCUGCAACGCGUCAACUAGUGUCCUCACAGAUUUUUUUUUUAGGGCUUCCUGAUCCAUUCUGCUGAUCGGUAUUCCGCAUGAGAAAUGCCCUCUAGUACUCCGCGUAGAUACAGUACAGAAUUUUUUGGAAAAAUCAAAGAGAAAGACAGCAGCACAAAUUGCAACCUGCCAAUAAACCCAGACGCAUUUGCAAUGCAUACGACGUUGCCGGACGCGAUUCGGGUGACGGAAAUGCUCGCGAACAAGAUGCUGCGCGC